GAAUUCCCUGCUACCAUUCCUCUGUUAUGCGUAUCAGAAGACUCUGUCGCCAUAGCAUUACUUGAAAGCUCGGUGUACCAACGCCUCGUCUGGGGAAUAAGAGAACCGAUGAUAUGUCUGGCGUUCUCACCUCAGCCGUUUGUCGUACAAGUGAUCGUGGCUUGGCCGGAUGUAACAACGUCAAACGACUUGCCAGCGGUCAAUAUCACGAGAAACGUGUCAGGGUCCCCUAGUCUAACCUCAGGUUGGUUCGACCUGAGCUCGUCUGCGUCGGCACAUGCUUUCAGGCGAUAUCUCUCGGUCGCUAUGGAGAAGACAGCACAGGUCCGACCGAGUGUAUCAAACAGAGAACCUUGGCCGAAAUGGCGAUUUGACUUCGCCAGUGAUGAUGAGAUACAAGAAAAGCCGGAGGGUACUUUGAACUUCGUUGAAGAAUGGGUACAGAGUGCAUCCACUUUUGAAAUCGAUUCAGAACCCUUGGUCUCUGAGGAGGAUGUCGACGCUGAAGACGAAACCGAUGGACCACCUCAAGUAAUUCCCGCUGCCUCCUCUGAGCAUGCCGACAUUGGAGAAGAGGUUGAAAGGCGAUGAAUCCAGCCGCAAAUAUUCGUAUUUGGACGUCAUCUCCGGAGCUUCAUGCAUUGACAAAGCCUUUACACCCAUGAGACAAUGGCUAUGGAAUCGGUUUUCAACCUUACGGCCGACUCUCCCUCUAACCCAGUUAGGAGGCGUGCCCUCGGAGUACUCUUUGUAUACUUGUUUUGUCUGGGACGAUAGCUGGGACUGCCCUGGAGCCGAAAUGGCCAUACCUAGCAUACUGCGUGGGCUAUGGGAGGAACUCCUGACUAUUAAAGCGACAUUUUGUUCCCAUAUACAUCCAGAACCGAUCACGGGCUGCUCUGCUGCCGAUGUCCAUCUCAACUUGGAGUACAUUGUGGCAACCUGCCAGCAAGCACGGUUACAAAGCGAAGUCGCGAGCCGCUAUGGGACCCCCAUAGCCUGUGCUCAUAUCUGGGACAGCCUUGUCAGGACACUGACUAUCGGAGAAUCCUUGAAUACAUUGAAUUCACCGUCCAUUGCACUACCAAGAAACGCUUUGUCAGACCGCUUUGCAGAACACGAUUGGCGUCUCUUGGCCAAGUUUACCAUCCAACAAAGCGGAGAGUGCGGUGUUCGGUACUUUGACGCAAUUGCAGCCCUCCAUCCUAGUGAAAUCGCACAGAACCAGGCGCUUGAUGCUGCGGCCUCGCUACUUCACCUAGGUCUCAGUGACAAUCGCCGAGACGAAGUUGAAGCUCUCAUGAGUCUCGCGAAGAGCGAUCCCGUCGAUGCUGUUUGCGAUGUUGUAGUCGCCGUUUCGGUGCCUGGCUUUGUGGAAAGGGGCAUGUCACUAGCGUUGUAUCAUGCUGCGAGAUCAUUUUCUCUACUGCAAAGGAGCCCUUCGGUAAUCGCGGCACGUUCGAGCACCGCAUUCUACCAUGGCAUGUGUGAUCUCACCUCCGAUCAUCCACAACUUGCCUUCACUUUCGACGUUUUUAGCGCAAACAUUUGCUCCGCAGGGGUCUCGCCAGAGGCGACGGAGUCUUUGGCGUACGAGACCCUCUUUUCUUGCCCGAAGCCCACCGAUAGGCCUACAGUCCCAGAUAGCAGGCUGGAGCGAGCAAAUGUUUCGAGCCCACCUGAUCUCCCUCCUCUUGAUAUUGCUUGCGACGACGCUGACGUGUCAGACAUGGUGGACGGCCUCGCACUUGAGAUACCUCUGCUGCUGGUCAAUCAUACCCCUCCUGAGCGAAUUCUCUCUGCAGUCGGUUCGCACAAGCAUAGGAUGUCUGCGACAGCCACCGCCGCAUACUAUGCCGCAUUGGGACUCUCUGGUGUGCCACUUUUCAGCCUGGUGACGAACGGUUGUCGCGGGGUAAUUACGUGUGCUUGGGCUGAGGUGUAUGGCGGGUUUCAGGUUGGUCAUUACCAUAUUAACAUUUUAGUAUCCUCUGUUGAUCUCGCCCUACACAUUCAUUUCCCUCUAAUCGCCGUACCGCAGCGGAUCAAAAUUGUGGAACGCAAUGCCAUGGUGUUUGACCUCACGAACCCGCUUUCCGCGCUUCAUCUCGCGACCGUGCUGGUUCGUCUGAAGCAUGAACACGGCAAGAUCCUGCGAGAACGAUUUGACGAACAAGCUUUAACGCGGUUGCGGGAGCGGCUGGAACACGGUGAAUGGGAAACAAGAUGGACGAUGGCACAUUAUAUCGAGGAACAUGCAAACCAGUAG
Molecule: messenger RNA, 2269 nt
Organism: Coniophora puteana RWD-64-598 SS2
Lineage: Eukaryota; Fungi; Basidiomycota; Agaricomycetes; Boletales; Coniophoraceae
Exons: 7
Coding region: 557-2269 (570 amino acids)
Source: RefSeq, a predicted model, not a curated record